This is a messenger RNA of Owenia fusiformis, 4192 nucleotides long. Lineage: Eukaryota; Metazoa; Annelida; Polychaeta; Sabellida; Oweniidae. The record is from the annotation of a GenBank genome assembly.
CGAUUGAAUGUUUUGGAAAGCACCGGAUUUACGAUUAGCCUUAAGGUUUGCACAAAUGCAGCCGCAAUAUGAUAAUGAUAUAAAUUUCAUAUGAUUGGCGUCAACCAGCAGGUGGAUCUUAGUUCCGUGCUUCAAAGAUGACAUCGGAAUCUGAUAAAGUCACUGACCCGACUGUUGAAUUCAAAAAUGAAGAUGGGAUAGUCGAACCAAAGGUGGAUAUAAAAACUUCUGGUACGAAAAACCGAUUCAGUGGAACUGUAUUGAACAUGGAUACUUCAGUCGCAUCACCAUCAAUCUUUCCAAUUUUGUUUGAGCGAGCCUCAAAUGCAUGGUGGAAUCCAUCAUUUGAUAGCCCUGUCUUAGAAGCUCAACACCAGAAGAAUGCAUUCCCUCAAACACAGCGGAGAUUCCAAUAUGCAUUAUUCUACAUCAUUCUCGCCUGUGCAGCUUGGAGCAUCUUCUUUGCAGCGAUGGGCAAGGAAUGCUGGGUGGAAUAUGUGGCUGGAGGAGUCGCCUUGCUCGUGUUCACCGUGGUCAUUCUAGUAUUCACAUACACUAAAUACUAUGAAAGAUUCUAUCUGCCCACGUCAAUACUCAUCUCUGUAGUCAUAUGUGGACUUGCGCUCUCAAAUUUCCACCGCAGCAAGCAAAAUUUGUCAUCCAUGUCAACCGUAGGGAGUUUUUCUGGCUCUAUUCAAAUCCUUCUGAUGAUGUACACAGUGUUUCCAAUGCCUCUCUACCUGUGUCUUAUCAUUGGAGGCUCUUACUCAGUGGUCUAUGAAAUCCUAGCAUGGUAUACACACCAAAAUGUACCAAUUCAGUUCACCAUUGGGAAGGCUUUACUGCACGUAUGCAUUCACCUUAUUGGCACUCAUAUAUUCAUUAACUCGCAGGUUAGGAAACGGAGCACAUUUUGGAAAGUUGGUCAGAGUAUUAUGGCCCGUCGAGAUCUUGAGAUCGAAAAGCAGCUUAAAGAAAAAAUGAUUCAUUCUCUUAUGCCCGAGGUGGUUGCUGAUGAAGUGAUGAAGUCGCGUGUUGGUGAGGGGGACGAGCAACAGGAAAUGGAUGAGUACAUAAGCACAGGGAGGAAACGUAGCAGUAGUCUCAAGAAACAAAAGGGUCAAGAAAUAUUCCGAAACUUUUAUAUGUCAAAAAUGGAUGACGUCAGUAUUCUGUUUGCUGAUAUUGUUGGAUUCACGAAAAUGAGCUCCAAUAAGACUGCAGCACAUCUAGUCGCACUUUUGAAUGAUCUUUUUGGACGAUUUGAUGUACUGUGUACUAAGAGUGGUUGCGAGAAAAUCAGCACACUUGGUGAUUGUUACUAUUGUGUGUCUGGCUGCCCUGAACCUAAAGCUGAUCAUGCCAAAUGCUGCGUCGAAAUGGGCAUUGGAAUGAUUAAAGCAAUCCAACAAUUUGAUGAAGAUAAUAAUGAAGAAGUGAAUAUGAGAGUAGGUGUUCACACUGGCACAGUACUGUGUGGACUUGUCGGCACACGCAGAUUUAAGUUUGAUGUAUGGUCCAACGAUGUAACAAUGGCAAAUCUUAUGGAGUCAUCUGGCAAACCAGGACGAGUGCACAUAUCCGAGUGUACAUAUGCAUUCUGCAAGGACAUCUAUGAGGUGGAAGAAGGAGAACCCAUUUUAGAUAACCGCAAGCACAAAGUUUUGACAGAAGACUAUGAUACAGCCACACAGUCUUACAAAGUCCAGCAUGUGCAGGAAAAGACAGAUUUAAAGACAUACUUCAUCACAGGGCGUAAGAAUCGCCAAGAUUCCUCCAAUCAGGAUCUGCGAUCAGUUACAGACACACCCCCUACUGAGCCAAAACAUAAAAAAGAGAAAGAACCAGUUGCAGAGUCUGGUGAAGUUGCUGUAGAAAUUCCAUCGGAUUCUGGGGAUUUGGAGAGAAAGGACAGCUUGAGGAAGGGCAUGAUGAAAAAUCACCUUGAACCACAGCAGGAGGCACUGAAUGGCAUGUCACCAACAGCCCUACUGCACAGAAGGGGAAGUGGACUCUAUACUGCCGAACUUGCCCUGGAUGAAACAACAGAAAAAGGGAGUGGUUUGAAGAUGGACCCAAUGCUAGUUCCUAUCAAUGAGACGCUGACAAAGUUUCGCCAAGUCAGGGACCAGAGUGACAUCCAGCUCACCAAAUGUAUUGAAGAAAACAUCAUGGGAGUCAACUACUUCUACAAACCACCUAUAAAUCUCUUUACGUUGAAUUUUCUACGUUCUGAGGAGGAAGUGGAAUAUCGUGAUCAUUAUCUAGUAGAUGUCCAAACUGUGAAGACAAUUGCUUCACCAAGAUUCAGCGCAUUGUUUGAUAUGGCAAUAUCUUUUCUAGUCAUGGUUAUUAUAUCAGUGUGCUGUUUCAUGAUGUUCCACCCAACACCUCAAUGGAUUGCAUUUUUCUGUGUCGGCAUGAUUCUGGAAAUUGCUGUACUUAUACCCCUUAUUAGGAACAUAUUUAUUGACAAUAGCGAAGCAGAGUUUGGCAAAAUCAUGACAUUUUUUACAAGCUGGUAUCCACGUCAUAUCGUUGGUGUGGUCAUAGCCUCGUUGCCGUCGGGAGCCGUUUACACAAACUUCUCAUGUGAGUUGGAUAAUGAUGCCGAUAAGUUCUUUGCAUAUCUCAUCGUGGUAUCAUUGUUGCAUUUCUGCAACUUUUCCAUGUUCUCAUCAUGGAUGAAGUCAGGAUUGGCAAUUAUUGCCGGAGCAGUGUUGCUGAUUCUCCUCAGUGUUGGUAUAUGUGGUGAGAUCAGCCCAGAGAAUGCAAUGACCACAGUUUCUAUAGUGGUCUUCAAUGAGCCAUUCAACGCCAGCGAGUACAACAAUACCUCCAGUACCACACCUUCUCCAGGCCUGUACUCCCGGGUGGGGCACCCAGUGCUCAGGUUUGAGAUUAUCCUGGAUAUGGUACUCAUGCUUCUAUUGGUCUGUUUCCUCAAUCGUGAGUUUGAAAUCGCGUACCGCUUGAGUUUCCAUGGUGAUGUUGAGGCAGCUGCCGACAAGCGACAAAUGGAGGUUGAGAAGGACCAAUGUGAUUGGUUGCUUUUGAACAUUAUUCCUGAAUACCUAUCAGAAACUUUGAAGACCACAUCCAAGUACUCCAAGAAUCAUCGUCAGGUUGGAGUUAUAUUUGCUAGCAUCGUCAACUUUAGCGAAUUCUAUGAAGAGUCGUUCGAAGGUGGGAAGGAAUACUAUAGAGUCCUUAAUGAACUGGUAGCAGAUUUUGAAGAUUUGUUUGAUGAAGAAAGAUUCAAAGAUAUUGAAAAAAUCAAAACAAUUGGCAGCUGUUUCAUGGCAGCUGGGGGUCUGAAUUCAGAAUGCAGGGAACAAAACAAAAAUGAGAAAGCGCAUUUGUACGAAUUGAUGGACUUUUGCUUGGGCAUGCUUGAGGUCAUUCACCAGUUCAAUGAGUCAAUAUUCAAUUUUGAUUUUGAGAUGGCAAUUGGGUUCAAUGUCGGUGAUGUGACUGCAGGUGUUAUAGGUACUACAAAGCUGCAUUAUGAUAUUUGGGGGGACACUGUGAAUAUAGCCUCGAGGAUGUACUCUACGGGCGCUAGGGGCAAGAUUCAAGUCACAGAGGAUACAAAAAAUAUCAUGGAAGAUGUAUUUGAAUUUGAAUAUCGUGGAGAAAUCUUUGUUAAAGGAAAGGGUGACAUGAAAACAUAUCUUUUAGUUAAAAAGAAGGAUGGUGCCACAUGGGACUGAGUGUCCCAUGUAUUUUCAGUAUUUUCACUAUAUGGUCUCGGGACAGUUGCUAGAGACAUCCAUUGGACAUAUUGACCUUCAGUUACAUAAUCACCUUGAAAAAUCAACCAUUUGUAAAUGUCCAUUCACAAUGGUAUAAUUCUUAGGUGGAUGAAACCCAAAUAGCUGGGCUUUAUUCAAUUUUUGAAUGGCUUGUGAAUAUACCAAGGGUAUUGAUUAAAGUCCUGUCGUGAGGAAAUAUCCAUUUUAAGCUGUGGUCUAUGAGACAUGCUUAUGAAAAUUGAAACGUGAAUGCAUAUAAGUGGGCUUUAUCGUAAAUAAACCUGAAUUUAACUUAUGACUAACCAACUGACAUUGGGUAAAUCCCAGCUUUGAAGAAAAAGUCUAUACCUUUCAAAUAUUGAUACCUUUCAUGAUUUAUUUGAUGGUCAGUAUAGUAAUGAUCAACCUGUGAUGGUAUUCACUCCCUGAAAUAAUCA